AUGAGUGAUAGCUUGAGCUCUGGUACUUCAGGAAACAUCGCCGGCAGUUCCGCUGCUCAGAGAGCCAGUCUUCACCCGUUUGCACACCUUUUGGAACAAUUGAAUGGGUUUGACGAGAAGAUUUACGCUAUUCAGAAACUGGGAAAGGAUAAAGUGUGCCGUCUACCGCACUGUAUCCGUGUGCUACUGGAAUCAGCUGUUCGCAACUGUGAUGGUUUUCUUGUGACUGAAGCCGACGAUUUUACGGGUGUACCUUGUGUAGUCGAUCUUGCGGCCAUGCGCGACGCUAUGGUGGAACUUGGGUGCGACCCUCUAAAGAUUAACCCAAAGGUUCCAGUGGACCUAAUUAUUGAUCACUCUGUUCAAGUGGACAAGGCCAGAAGCAAGGAUGCAGCGUCGUACAACGAGGCAAUGGAAAUGCAUCGCAACAAGGAGCGUUUUGCCUUCUUAAAGUGGGCAGCGAAUACGUUUUCCCGGAUGCUAAUUGUGCCUCCAGGGUCUGGUAUCGUACACCAAGUUAAUCUGGAGUAUCUCGCAAAGGUUGUAUUGACUAGAGACGGCGUUUGCUUCCCUGAUUCACUUGUGGGAACAGACUCGCACACCACCAUGAUCGAUGGACUGGGCAUUCUGGGUUGGGGCGUCGGUGGCAUCGAAGCUGAGGCGACAAUGCUGGGUCAACCGGUAUCCAUGACGUUGCCACCCGUUUUGGGUGUACGCCUUGUUGGACGAUUAAGCCCAUCUUGCACUACGACAGAUGUCGUUCUGCAUGUAGUUCGCAUACUGCGCAUGCGGGGUGUUGUUGACCACUUCGUGGAGUUCUUCGGAGAGGCGUGUGCCACACUCUCCGCCCCGGACCGCGCAACCAUUGCAAAUAUGAGUCCUGAAUUUGGUGCCACAAUUGGUUACUUCCCCCCUGAUGAAGUGACUCUCAAAUACUUGCUUUCCACUGGUCGAAGCCCCCGAGAGGUUGAAAAGAUCAGGGCCUACCUCUUACAGCAGGGGAUGCUUCGGAUGUACGACUGCUCAGAGCCGGAAGUAUACUACACAGACGUGCUGGAGAUUGACUUGUCCAAGAUUGAGCCCUGCGUUGCUGGUCCCAAGCGCCCACAAGACGAAGUCUUCCUCCGCAACCUUAAGGCAGAGUUCACUGCUAAUUUGACUGCACCACCGGGGUUUAAGGGCUUCGGACUAAAGUCGGAAGCUGUCUCUCUUCGAGUUCCGCUGAAAUUCCAAGGCAAGAACUUUGAGCUGAAACAGGGCUCAGUCGUAAUCGCAGCAAUUACCAGCUGUACGAACACAUCCAACCCAUUUGUUAUGAUCGGAGCCGGUCUACUGGCGCAAAAGGCAGUUGAAUUGGGCCUUUCCGUUCCUCCGUACAUUAAGACGUCUCUGUCACCAGGCAGCCACGUGGUUCUGCGAUACCUCGAAGCCGCAGGCGUUCUACCAGCCCUCGAGGCGCUUGGUUUCUACCUUGCAGGAUUCGGAUGCAUGACGUGCAUCGGCAACAGUGGAGAUCUUCCUGAGGAGGUGACCGCAGCAAUCCAGGCGAAUCCAGACCUUAUUACGGCAGCCGUCCUUUCCGGCAACAGGAAUUUCGAGGGCCGCGUUCACCAGCUCACGCGGGCAAACUAUCUGGCUUCUCCACCGCUUUGUGUAGCAUUUGCAAUCGCAGGCCGUGUGGACAUAGACUUUGAAGCAGAGCCACUCGGUAUUGGGAAGAACGGACAACAGGUGUACUUGCGCGACAUCUGGCCGAGCCCGACUGCCGUAAAUGCUUUGGUAGAAACUGUGCUGCUGCCUUCACUCUUCGAGGAGGCAUAUAGGAACAUCCAGCAAGGGAAUGAGACCUGGAGAGCACUUGAGGCACCCGUGGGCACGCUGCUCAAAUGGCCUGAGAACUCAACAUAUAUUCACAAGCCUCCCUACUUCAAUGGACUGACUAGGGAACCGUUGCCCGUACAGUCGAUUUCUAAGGCCAGGUGCCUUCUUCUGUUGGGAGACAGCAUUACGACUGACCAUAUUUCGCCAGCUGGGAGGAUUGAAAAGAAUUCCCCCGCCGGUCGUUAUCUUUUGGCUCACGGUGUAACGCAACGGGAUUUCAAUUCCUAUGGGAGCCGCCGUGGUAAUGAUGAAGUUAUGACACGGGGAACGUUUGCAAACAUUCGCCUGGUUAACAAGCUUGCUUCUGCUCCUGGCCCCAUUACAAAGCACUUCCCCUCUGGGCAGGAACUACCCGUUUUCGACGUUGCACAAAUGUAUAGAGAGGCGAGCACACCGUUGAUUGUCAUUGCCGGAAAGGAAUACGGCAGCGGAAGCAGCAGGGAUUGGGCAGCGAAGGGUGUGGCUCUUUUGGGUGUCAAAGCGGUUAUUGCGGAGAGCUAUGAACGGAUUCACAGAUCCAACUUGGUUGGAAUGGGAGUAUUGCCCCUCCAAUUCCAAGAGGGCGAGUCUGCCACCUCACUUGGACUCACGGGGGCGGAAGAGUUUUUCAUUGACCUGACUAAUUUAGGCGUGAAGGCAGCAAUUGAGGUGCAAGUCGGCGACGGGCGAAGAUUCACAACUAGGUGCCGCUUAGAAACAAACGUAGAACUCGAGUACUUCAAAAAUGGAGGGAUCCUGCAAUUCGUUCUGCGGAAGUCUGCAUCGAAUUCAGGAAGUUAG
Cyclospora cayetanensis is the source of this 2661-nucleotide messenger RNA. RefSeq names its product aconitate hydratase, cytoplasmic. Lineage: Eukaryota; Apicomplexa; Conoidasida; Eucoccidiorida; Eimeriidae. The transcript is spliced from 21 exons. The coding region runs from base 1 to 2661 and encodes 886 amino acids. The record is from RefSeq and is a predicted model, not a curated record. Gene Ontology annotation, molecular function: iron-responsive element binding; 4 iron, 4 sulfur cluster binding; aconitate hydratase activity. Gene Ontology annotation, biological process: tricarboxylic acid cycle; citrate metabolic process. Gene Ontology annotation, cellular component: cytosol; mitochondrion.